This is a messenger RNA of Panicum hallii, 1564 nucleotides long. Its product is annotated as transcription factor PAR2-like. The record is from RefSeq and is a predicted model, not a curated record. Lineage: Eukaryota; Viridiplantae; Streptophyta; Magnoliopsida; Poales; Poaceae. The transcript is spliced from 2 exons. The coding region runs from base 187 to 702 and encodes 171 amino acids. Gene Ontology annotation, biological process: regulation of DNA-templated transcription.
AGCAAAACUCCCUCCGCCUCGCGCUCUCGCGUCGCCGGAUAUAUAAAGCGGGGGCAAGCGCGCGCGGCGUUUGCACAUACUCUCAUCCAGCCCAUCGUCGUCAUCUAUCCGGCUCUCGAUCCCCAUCCACCACCGCACAGCCGUGUGCGCGUCGAUCGAUCCGUAGCUAGCUGGCCCCGGGAGGUCAUGGACCACCGCGCUGCGAUCUUGGAGGCCGGCGGCCAGGAAGGGGUGGAGAGGCGGAAGCAGCAGCAGCUCGUGCGCGAGCGCGGCCGGCGCAUCAAGGCGGCCGCGGAGCUGGGGCUGGCGCGCUCGUCGCAAGGCAGCCAGUGGGGCCGCGCUCUGGGCCGCCGAGUGGACCCGAAGGACGACCCCUUCCCCUUCGAGGUGACCGUGACCUCGUCGUCGACGACGGGCAACCACCUGCAGGUGCAGAAGAAGGCGGCCUCGCCGGAGGAAGACGAGGAGGAGAAGGAGGAGGAGGUGGCGGUGGAGGAGAAGGUGGCGCUGCUGCGGCGGCUGGUGCCGGGCGGCGAGGGCAUGGCGGUGGAGGGCCUGCUGGAGGAGACGGCCGACUACAUCGCCGCGCUCAAGGCGCAGGUCGGCGUCAUGCGCGCGCUCGCCUGCCUGCUCUCCGGCUCCGGCCUCGACGCGCUGCCGGGGAAGGGUGAUGGCCUCCUCACGCCGGAGAAGCCUCAGUGAGAAGGAACAGCAGCAAGCGGGUCCUUCCUGGCCUCUUCUUCCGGCUAGUGAUCCGAGCUUCGUCAGGUUCGUCUCCGCAUCUGGGCAUGUCGUUGGGAGCAGCCAGUGCGGAUGCUUCAAUUCGGAGCGCACAUUUCGUCGUGUUCCUACCUGAAAAUGUCACGGCAUUUUUGUUUGAGAGCAUUGAGAGAAAGGAGCAGUGGAUGUGGAUCGAGCACGCUGGUCCUUGCGAACUAGGCAUCAGUUGAUCGGAGCAUGUGGCUCGUGUACUAGUAUGAAUUGCAGGAGUACCUUUUCUCCAUGCUCGUUGUUUUCGAGGUACUUGCCCCAUGUGGAGGAUCCUAGACUAGGAUUGGCACCGGGGAUCCGUCUCUUUUUAAUUCAGAUAGCUUUUCUUUUUUUGAAACGAUUUUUUUAAAUUCAGAUAGCUCAUCUGUGACUGAGAGAGUAGUACCACCAGUGACCCGUGCAGUGCAUGUAGCAGCUCUAGCAAGGUGUAGCUGAUAAAAAGCAAGACGGUUUGCAAGUGUCGAGUGUGCAACAAGAGCAUCGUCGGGGGAUGAGCAAACCGACGGCAACGCUUAUUCACAGAAUACACUGCAGGAAAUCCUCUAGUAGCCCAGCAUGCCAACAGGCCCAACAUGCACCGACAAGAGCCCAGCCCGUGCUUAGCCCACGCUUGAGUCCUUUUCCAGUUUUGCCGGACCAGUAAGCAAGGCGCCCUUGCAUGUUGAAACUCUGAUUCAUGUGCUUGUGCACAUAUUCAUAAACAACAGUAAUGGAUAUCUGUAAGCAAUCAGUAUUUAUCUAGCAUUUCGAAAAUUUCUGUACAGAUUAAAGAAUAACAAACUUGGUAGCUCAA